UCGGUGCUUGUCGCGGUCGGAGGUUUAUGAGUUCGCGCUUUGUUUUCAUGCGAUUUAUGUAUGUGUACGUUGGGUACACGGUGUGAAAAGUGUGUCCAUGUAUCGGCGUUUUUUAACAACCAGAAGAAGAUUUAUGCAUACAUCCAACCGGAAGGAAGUUUAAUUGCAAAAUGAAUAAAAAAUUCAAAGAAAAAAGAGUAGUAGAAAACAGUGCAACACGACAACCCUGUUAAAUACCUUUGCAUACAGCUCACAAAAACAUUGAAACGAACUGACAAGGAACAUUGAAACGAAACAAAAUAUGCACCUGAAAAAGAAACACCCCAUUAGUUAUGGAUCCAAUAUGGCCGAUAAUACACGGGAAGUACGAAUUGAGGAGCAAUUAAAAGUUAAGAUUGGCGAAGCGAAAAAUCUAAGCAGCCGAAAUGCGGCGAAUACAAGUUGCAGCACACAAGGAACCCGCGACGUAUACUGCACGAUCGCCUUGGAUCAGGAAGAAAUUUGUAGAACACCCACCAUAGAACGCACUUUGUCGCCAUUUUUUGGCGAAGAGUAUCAGUUUAAAAUUCCACGACGUUUUCGUUAUCUAUCCGUAUAUGUUUGGGACAGGGAUCGACACAUGAAACAGGACAAACCCAUCGGAAAAAUUGCCAUAAAACGCGAAGAAUUGCACAUGUACAAUCAUAAGGAUCAUUGGUUUUCACUGAGGCCGGUAGAUUCGGACUCUGAAGUGCAGGGUAUGGCACACAUCGAGGUACAGUUCGAAGAAUCACCCGCACAUAUUAACGAGCAACGCAUUAAUAUGCUGCGACCAAGCGAUUACGAUCGCAACAACAGUGAAAUUAUCGAGGAGUUCGUGCAGCAGCAUCAGUCGUUACAGAACGACUAUAAAGAGAACAGUGAACUGAGCAAUAUACAACGAAACAAUACGAACAAACAUCGAAGUACGGGUGGGACCGGAGGUGGCAGUGGCUCAAUUUUCAAUCUACAUCAUCAUCAGCACCAACAGAGUAUAGAGGAUGGUACCAACUGGAAGAACACGGCGGCGAAUGGAAAACAUUCUCGCGUGACAAUUCGAAUCCCAGAGUGCACUGAUUUGCCAAAGAAGAAUGGUACUUGUGAUCCAUAUGUCAUGUGUACGGCCACGUACUCCAAUAAACGCCAGAUAUCGAAACGAACCAAAUUGCGCAAGAAGACGGUUAAUCCCGAAUUUGAUGAGAGCAUGAGUUUUGAUCUGAGUAUUGACGGCGAGUCUUCGUCAUCGGCAAAGUCGGCACAUUUUGACUCGAGCAGUGGAGGGGGAACGAUUAACUCGAACAAAGCCUACACAAUAUAUCCAGUAGGUGGAGCUGACCUGUGUGAGAUAACGGUGUCCGUGUGGCACGAUGCUUCGGGCAUGUCCGAUAAGGUAUUUCUUGGUGAAGUCAAGCUGCCUAUGCGCAACAAACAACAACAAGCAUCCAUACAGCCCUCAGCAUGGUAUUACCUGCAGCCGCGAUCGCUAAGCUCCGCAGUUCGAUCAGUGAAUCCAUCGACGCGAUCUUGUGCUACUCCUCCAGGCACACGAUUAAGCGGCGAUAGCACAAUAGGGUCACUUCGUUUAAAAAUACUCUAUACCGCAGAUCAUGUUUUCCCGCUUGCCACCUACGAUGAUCUUAUGAAUCUGCUGCUCGAGUCCGUGGAUCAGAGGCCCAUUACUUUAUCAUCAGUGUUUAUACUUGGGGAAUUGGUAUCGUGCAAAACGGAUGUAUCUCAGCCACUAGUUCGACUGUUUACACAUACGGGUCGCAUAGCACCAAUUAUUAAAGCAUUGGCAGACCACGAGAUCUCAAAUUUAACCGAUCCGACAACCAUAUUUCGUGGCAAUACAUUGGUAUCAAAAAUGAUGGACGAGGCGAUGCGCUUGUCGGGCCUGCACUAUCUACACCAAACGCUUCGACCCGUGCUGGCGCAAAUACUGGCUGAAAAGAAGCCCUGUGAAAUAGAUCCGUCCAAAGUGAAAGAUCGUUCAGCGGUCGAUACGAACUUGCAUCACCUGCAAGACUACGUGGAGAAAGUAUUUGACGCCAUCACCAAGAGUGCUGUACGUUGUCCCAAAGUCUUGUGCCAAAUUUUUCAUGACUUGCGAGAAUGUGCCGGACGUCAUUUCCCGCACAAUCGCGAAGUUCGAUAUUCGGUUGUAUCGGGUUUUAUAUUCCUGCGUUUUUUUGCACCGGCCAUACUGGGGCCAAAACUGUUUGACCUUACCACAGAGCCACUGGACUGUCAGACAAAUCGUACCUUGACCCUGAUAUCUAAAACAAUACAAUCGUUGGGUAAUUUGGUAAGUUCGCGCUCCUCACAGCAACCCUGUAAAGAAGAGUACACCGGACAGUUGUAUAAAAAAUUCUGCACAGAAAAGCAUGUUGAGGCAGUGAAAGCAUUUCUGGAAAAUAUCUCUACCCCCAGUAUCGAUGAAAAUGGAUCAAAUCAUGAAUCCGGCAGUCUAUUUCCAAUUGGAGAGAAUAGUUUGGAGCCAGUAUUACUAAAGGAAGGAAUGAUGACUAAGUACCCGCAAUGUCGCAAGAGAUUUGGUCGACGUCCUUUUAAACAGCGCUAUUUUCGUCUAACUACCCAGUCCUUGUGCUAUGCCAAAUCGAAAGGCAAACAACCAAUCUGUGAUAUACCAUUGUCGGAAAUUGAACGUGUCGAACAGUUAAAUGAGAAAAGUUUUAAAAUGCAAAAUUGUUUUAAGAUUGUACGCAAAGACCGUUCGCUUAUAGUACAGACAACAAAUUGUGUAGAAGAAAGAGAAUGGAUUGACCUGCUUCAUAAAAUAUGUCUAACAAAUUCUAUAAGAUCACAAUAUUUUCACCCAUCUGCUUUUGUAAAUGGCGUGUAUAGCUGCUGUGAUCGAUCAGAUGAAAACGCUCCUGGUUGUAAAAACGUGUCGGCGGAGGCUAUGGACUAUUUUCAAAUGGACUUGAUAACCGCUCUGGAUCCAGCGUUGGAUUUGCAACGCAUUCAUACCCUUAUCAUGUCUCAUAUGACACAAUUGGAAGCAUUUCUCGACCAAGUCGGGGUGUUUCAUCAACUGCAGCAACAGCACAAUCCGUUGGUUGCAACAGCGAUGACACUGCAACAGCAGUCACCGCAUUUGUAUUCGAAAUUCAAAGCGACAAUUAUGCAGUUGAGAGAAGUGGCGUAUGUCAUAGACAAAGAUCAUCGAAACUACAAACAGGGAAUAUCGCGCGAAUUGAAGUAUGGCAGUCGGCAGGCACCGAUAGGCGAUGACAACUAUUUGCAAAUGAUGCGCACUGCGGGGCAUAUGGAUCUACAGGCACAGCAACACCAACAUCAGCAACAAAUUUUGCCGCAAAUGCAAUUGGUAAUGGCAUAUCCGUAUCAUCAACAACAUUCACAGCAGCAGAGUAAUAUGAACGCAUAUUUCAUGCACAAUCUGCAGUCAUCAUCGUCGCAACAACGCCAGCAACAACUUUCUCUCUAUCAGCAACAACAACAACAGCAGCAGCAGCAACAACAACAAAACAAUCAGCAUUCAGUGCGUGCAGCUGCAAUGGUACACCACCAUUCGUCAGCGACACCUUCCUCUAGCAACUCUUCCACCACAUCUAGUGUAGCACCUACUAUUACCCCUACCUCUAGCAUUUAUUUGCGUGAAAAGCUAUCAGUUGAGAGAUAUGCUAACAAAUGUUGAAUGAAAACUGGUGGGAUAAAAUCGGGCUUCACCUUAUAUUAAUUCUUUGUUUUUAGUUUUUUUUUUUUUAUCACGGUACUUACCUUCGCUUCCUCCAUAUGCCUUCCAAGACCAAAAAUGCAUCUACUACUCUAGUAGUAUCUCAUUUCAUCUCAUCCAAGGUAACAUAAACUUCACACACAUUAAACAAUGCUAAUCAGUAUUGAAUGAAAACAAAAACAUUAUCGUUUUUUUAUUGAGAUCGGUCUUUUGUUAUAUAUAAAUUAAACAUGUGAUAUAUACAUACAAAUACAUUAUUCAAAAUUGGGUGCUUAUAUAAGUAACAGUCGUGAAAGGGAUUGAUGAAUGUAAUGU
This is a messenger RNA of Musca domestica (house fly), 4051 nucleotides long. RefSeq names its product GTPase-activating protein (gene RasGAP1). The coding region runs from base 302 to 3697 and encodes 1131 amino acids. The transcript is spliced from 6 exons. The record is from RefSeq and is a predicted model, not a curated record. Gene Ontology annotation, biological process: intracellular signal transduction; regulation of GTPase activity. Lineage: Eukaryota; Metazoa; Arthropoda; Insecta; Diptera; Muscidae.